AUUCUUAGUACAGACUACUAAAAUUAUAUGCUUAUACCACUUUACGGUAGAGUAGGCAGAGUUCAGGGCAAGUGUAUAGGAAGUGCUUUGAGAUAGGAAGAAGACACUAAAACAAAACACAACAAAAUGUUGAAGUUAUCGCUUCGACGAGGUAGAAGUUUGAUCAAACCAAUGAAAUCUCAGAUUCCUUCUGCUCUUGGAGGAAUUUCCCAUUUCUCAACUACUACUCAAUCUUCUCCUCUGAGAGUUCGUAAUCUGAUUGGUGGUGAAUUUGUGGACUCCCAAGCAAGUUCCACGAUUGAUGUUAUUAAUCCAGCUACUCAGGAGGUUGUUUCACAAGUUCCAUUGACAACAAAUGAGGAGUUUAAAGCUGCCGUUAGUGCUGCAAAACAAGCAUUCCCGUCAUGGAGAAACACCCCUAUUACUUCACGCCAAAGGAUAAUGUUUAAACUGCAAGAGCUUAUUCGUAGAGAUAUGGAUAAACUUGCUAUGAAUAUAACCACAGAGCAGGGGAAAACUCUGAAGGAUGCCCAUGGUGAUGUGUUCCGUGGGUUAGAGGUGGUUGAGCAUGCCUGUGGAAUGGCAAGUCUGCAAAUGGGGGAGUUUGUUUCCAAUGUGUCAAACGGAAUCGAUACUUACAGUAUCAGAGAACCUCUAGGGGUUUGUGCUGGAAUAUGCCCUUUCAAUUUUCCUGCGAUGAUCCCCUUAUGGAUGUUCCCAAUGGCAGUUACAUGCGGAAAUACUUUCAUUUUAAAGCCAUCAGAAAAAGAUCCAGGAGCUUCUAUGAUACUCGCUGAACUGGCUAUGGAAGCUGGUUUGCCUAGUGGUGUGUUAAACAUUGUUCAUGGCUCCAACGACACUGUAAAUAAUAUUUGUGAUCAUGGCGACAUCAAGGCUAUAUCCUUUGUUGGUUCAAAUACAGCUGGCAUGCAUAUAUAUGCAAGAGCAGCAGCUAAGGGGAAACGUGUUCAGUCAAACAUGGGAGCCAAAAAUCAUGCUAUUGUCAUGCCUGAUGCAAGCAUAGAUGCUACAUUGAAUGCCCUUGUUGCUGCUGGAUUUGGAGCUGCCGGGCAGAGAUGCAUGGCGCUCAGCACGGUUGUUUUUGUUGGAGACUCAAAACCAUGGCUAGAAGGGCUGGUGGAGCGUGCCAAUUCUCUUAAAGUAAAUGCUGGAUCUGAGCCUGAUGCAGACCUUGGUCCAGUGAUUAGCAGACAGGCGAAGGACAGAAUAUGCAGAUUAAUACAAACUGGCGUUGCAAGUGGUGCCACACUUGUACUUGAUGGGAGAAAUGUUGUGGUUCCGGGUUAUGAGAAUGGCAACUUUGUCGGUCCUACCAUUUUAUCAAAUGUAAAUAGCAACAUGGAGUGCUAUGAGGAGGAAAUCUUUGGUCCUGUUCUGCUUUGCAUGCAGGCUGACAGCCUAGAAGAGGCUAUUGACAUUGUCAACAAAAACAAAUAUGGUAAUGGAGCAUCAAUAUUUACCACAUCUGGUGUUGCUGCAAGGAAAUUCCAGAACGAUAUUGAAGCAGGCCAGGUGGGUAUUAACGUGCCAAUACCAGUUCCUUUGCCAUUUUUCUCAUUCACUGGAGCGAAGGCAUCUUUUGCUGGUGAUCUCAAUUUCUAUGGCAAAGCCGGUAUGCAAUUUUACACACAGAUCAAAACUGUGACUCAACAAUGGAAGGAUUUACCAAGUCAAGGAGUAUCUCUGGCUAUGCCAACAUCUCAAAAAUCUUAAAACACUUCUAUCUUUUCUUUGGAUUAUGUGAACAAAAACAAAGUCAAUUGCAAUAUAGUUUGGGACAUUUUGGCUUCAGGGUUCAUGAAUCAUUAUCCUUGUAAUUCCCUUUUCUCUGUUAUUAAAUGUGGUGGUCCAUCAAUACGAAUAAAAAAAGAAGCGCAGUGAACUGGGGUUUCACCCAUUUGUCAAACA
Papaver somniferum (opium poppy) is the source of this 1929-nucleotide messenger RNA. RefSeq names its product methylmalonate-semialdehyde dehydrogenase [acylating], mitochondrial-like. Bases 127 to 1734 code for a protein of 535 amino acids. Lineage: Eukaryota; Viridiplantae; Streptophyta; Magnoliopsida; Ranunculales; Papaveraceae. Gene Ontology annotation, cellular component: mitochondrion. Gene Ontology annotation, molecular function: methylmalonate-semialdehyde dehydrogenase (acylating, NAD+) activity; malonate-semialdehyde dehydrogenase (acetylating, [NAD(P)+]) activity. Gene Ontology annotation, biological process: thymine catabolic process; L-valine catabolic process. The record is from RefSeq and is a predicted model, not a curated record. The transcript is spliced from 19 exons.